Messenger RNA from Chelmon rostratus (copperband butterflyfish), 1525 nucleotides. Its product is annotated as kelch domain-containing protein 1. The record is from RefSeq and is a predicted model, not a curated record. Gene Ontology annotation, molecular function: protein binding. The transcript is spliced from 14 exons. Lineage: Eukaryota; Metazoa; Chordata; Actinopteri; Chaetodontiformes; Chaetodontidae. Bases 106 to 1290 code for a protein of 394 amino acids.
UGUCUGUGGAGCUGGAGCAGGGCAUUAUGUCAGCUGUGUGUUGUUGUCCACAACAUGACAAAGCGACAGACGACGUCUGAAGGUGCUUCGUAACGUCAGCCAGUCAUGGAUUCAGCAUUUGAGAGGCACCGCUCGGAGCUGGUGGCCCGGGAGAGGAGCGGACACACGGCCGUGGUGGAGGAGAACCGGCUGUAUGUGUGGGGGGGCUACAUGUCAGUUGCUGAUGAUGAAGUUUUCCUACCCAAGGAGGAAAUCUGGGUAUAUGACUUCGAACAAGGUGUAUGGGAGGUGUUUCACAUGACAGGGGAAGUCCCGCCCUCUAUGUCCGGGACCUGUGGCUGCUCCCUGAAUGGACACAUGUACAUAUUUGGAGGUUGUGAUGACAACGGACAGUCCAAUCAGAUCUAUUGUGUCAACCUGACAGACGGUAAAUACACAUGGAGGAAGAUCAUACAUGAGAUCGGUUCUGCUCCGUCGCCUCGAGACAAACUGUCCUGCUGGGUUUACAAUGGAAGGCUCAUCUACUUUGGAGGAUAUGGUCACAAACUGCUGACUGAUGUCGAUAGCAGGAACAGAAGCUUCAUUGUAGAUGAAGCAUCGUGGGUAGAAGAUGUCUUCUGGGGAUGGAAUAACGAGGUUCAUGUAUUUGACCCCAUGCAAGUCAGUUGGAGUGAAGCACACACCCAUGGCCGAGCUCCCGCCCCCCGGGCCGCCCACGCCAGCGCCACCAUCGGCUGUAGAGGGUACAUUUGUGGAGGCAGAGUCAUGGAAACCAGGACGAGUGACAUUCACUGCCUGGACCUCGAAUCAUGGACGUGGUCAGAAAUAAUCCCAUCAUGCACAGCUCCCGUGGGCAGAUCGUGGCACACACUCACAGCGGUAUCAGACAGCUCCUUGUUCCUGUUUGGAGGUCUCAGUGUAGACUGCAAACCAAUGAGCGAUGGCUGGUUGCUUGAUGUUCACACAAAGACGUGGAGAGAAGUCGAGCAUCCGUUUAAGAAUAAGCCAAGGUUGUGGCACACAGCAUGUCCAGGCAAAGACUCUGAUGUGAUUGUGUUUGGUGGAAGCUGCGACUACAUCCUACUUGUUGACACUGGUCACUGCAAUGAUGCGCUUGUUUUCCAGAUGCAGCCAUAUCCUCUGUUCAGGAUUUGUGAGGAUUACAUUGCAAAGAAUGUGAAGAACUAUGAAGUGCUCAGAAAUCAGCUGCCACUCCUGCCUCCGAAGCUACUGACGGCGGUGCAGAGGAGGAUGUCUUUCUACAGGCCUUCAAAGAAACAAAACUAUUAGUUAAAAGAACGUCUUGAUUGCCAAAAACAAUGCAUUGUCAUACAAAAAGUACUGUACUCCCUUCAGUCACACUGUGGGGUAGCGUUUUUAUUUUUAAAAGAUUUUGUGCUUAUUUUAUGGUGUUACAUUUUAUUGUUUAUUACUGAUGUACAUUUUAUUUUGUACAGUCUGCCUGCUGAAAUACUCUAACAAACCUCCUCCUGUGAUGGCUGUGGUGAUUAAAUGGCACAUCGAA